Messenger RNA from Eimeria maxima, 918 nucleotides. RefSeq lists its product as hypothetical. The coding region runs from base 1 to 918 and encodes 305 amino acids. The record is from RefSeq and is a predicted model, not a curated record. The transcript is spliced from 4 exons. Lineage: Eukaryota; Apicomplexa; Conoidasida; Eucoccidiorida; Eimeriidae.
AUGGAAGAAGAUCUUCCCUCUGCAGACUCUCCGCAGCUCGCACGACGGAAGGGGAGGCUCCGUAGACGUCUUCAUAGUGACGAUGAGAGUGGUGAAGAAGUUGCAUCUUCUUCCUUAAUAAAUUCAGGUGUACGUACACCUGAACGUCAACAAGUGACACCUGGUAACAGCAGCAGCAACACCUCCUCGUCUCCUGAAGGAGACCAGCUGCCUGUACACUCGAAGGACGAGGACUCACAGCAGCAGCAGCAGCAGCAACAGCAGCAGCAGGAAGAGGCAAAAACGCCUUCUCCUCUUUUGCAGCGUUUACGACUACGACAACGACAGGAUGAUGAUGACGAAGAAGAUGAUUCUUCUUUAGUUAAUUCAUCUAAUUCAUCUUCUUCUUUAUUAAAAAAUAAAGAAGAAAAUAAACAAAAGAAAGAAAAAGGAAAAAAAUUAAAUUGGAGUUCUUCUAGUGGUUCAUCAUCAUCUGAUGAGGCAACAAACAGUGACAGCAGCAGCGCCUCCCUUCCUUCCGCCAGCAGCACCGAAGAAGAAAGCGAUGAUGACGAUCGUUCUUCUCUCUCUCCUCGUAGCGAUAUAUCAGCAGCAGCAGCAGCAGAAGGAGCAGCAGCAGCAGCAGCAGAAGCAGCAAUUACCUUUGAGGAAGCAGUAGAUUGGUGUCUUAAUUGGAUAACUACACAAAGACAAUGGGCAAUAUCUAAUACAACAGAAGAACAAAGAAAGGCAGAAAUUGCUCUAUGGGAUGAUGAACUCACCAGAGGAGGAACACGUCCUUUUAUAGAAGGAUUUAGUUGUGAGUCCCGUCUUCCUCUUAAGGCGCAAAUGUUAACAGCAAAAACAAAAGAAGAAAAAAAAAUCGUCUUUUUAGAUUAUCCUAACGAAAUCUAUCAAACAGAAUUCUUACACCUGUAA